Molecule: messenger RNA, 1051 nt
Organism: Magallana angulata
Lineage: Eukaryota; Metazoa; Mollusca; Bivalvia; Ostreida; Ostreidae
Exons: 3
Coding region: 238-870 (210 amino acids)
Source: RefSeq, a predicted model, not a curated record
UUCCAUAUCCCAAUGCUUUGGUUAAAGCAACAGUCAUCAAACCUGGCCACCUUUACCAAUGCAAAUGGAGAAAAGGGUUCUAUCUUGAACUUUAGUGUUGCUGAUGGAACUGAGGCCAUGCUUGUCACUCUUAGUGAUGAAGCAAAAAUGCCAACUAUCAAAGACGGAAGGACCCUACAAAUAAGAAAUUUCAUUGUGUAAGGAAGUCGACUUGUACUGUCCAAACAAUCAAAAAUUAUGGCAGGACCAGCUGUACAAGUGCCAGAAUCUUUAAAGGAAAAAGCAGUUACCAUAAUCAUGCCACCAUCACCUACAAAAACCUUGAAGGAUGCAAUGUCAUCGCCUGUUAGAGAAAUCCUGACUGUUCAAGGGCAAAUUAUUCGUGAUGAAGCAAUCAAAACAGUGAAAGUUGCCCAGAAGGACACCAAGAUUAGAGCAUUGACCUUAGAAGAGAAUGGACAGACAAUGGAACUAACUCUUUGGAGAGAGCUGAGUGAACAAGACUUGAAGAUAGGGCAAUACAUUGAAGUUACUCAUUGUCUUGUAUCUGAAUGGCUCAGAAAGAAGAGUCUCAACUCCACAAGAAACACCACCAUCAAGGCUGUACAACCUAAAGAUAUGGUUGUAGCCGGAAAUGUCGAAGCUCUGUCAAUGACAGACACCCACUGUGAAAUGUGUGUCAAGGAAGAUGACAUAUAUAAAGACUUUAUUGUGGAUCUGGACAUGGUUCGUGCCCAAGUUCAAAGAUAUGUGGAAGAAGCCGGAACAUUCAACUUACAACAGCUAGAAAAAAUGAUUGUUGACAAACGUCUCUUCCCUGUGAAGCUUGUCAUCAACGGCACAACAGUCAUUUCCUUUGAAUUGUUAUAAACACUUGCCAACAUUCCUACAUUCGAACCAUAUCAAAAUAAAUACUUUUUGUAAGAACUGUUAAAUUACUAUAAAAAAAAGUCAGUAUGAUUAUUGAUUAGCUAUCAUGACAUCUCUUCAAAUUGACAUUUGCAAACAGGUUUAUUAAAUUUGUAAUAUUUCACUUACCUUAUUUUUACCU